Daldinia decipiens is the source of this 2209-nucleotide messenger RNA. Its product is annotated as MFS general substrate transporter. The transcript is spliced from 6 exons. Gene Ontology annotation, molecular function: transmembrane transporter activity. Gene Ontology annotation, biological process: transmembrane transport. Bases 270 to 1994 code for a protein of 574 amino acids. The record is from RefSeq and is a predicted model, not a curated record. Lineage: Eukaryota; Fungi; Ascomycota; Sordariomycetes; Xylariales; Hypoxylaceae.
AAGAAAAAGGCCGGCUGACUGAAAUGUGUGGUUCACGUUCAAUCAUUACAACAUCGUACCCCAGCGCCCUCAUGCGGAUAUCGGUUAUCUUAAAUUCUUACGGUGAUAGUCCUUAUUAUUCGCAGGAGAAGAAUUGUAUAAAUUGUUUUUAACAUGUCCCGAUACGAAUUCUCGGAGCUGCAUCUCGAGGCUGAUAUAUCUCGGCCAGGGGUGACCAGCUAGGGACUAGUUAACGACGACUUACACGGGGCUUUGCUCAGCCCGUAACGAUGAAUAAUCAACAGCCAGAAAAAACUAGUUCGGAUACUAGAGAUGUAGAGUCCGCGAUCAACGUCGACAGUCCUAAGCUCGAAUAUGAAAAGAUUGAUGGCGGGGAACAUAGCCGUGACGACGUUGGCGUAGUCCCCCAAAAUGACGACCAAACCGGAAGCGGGAGUACCAGUCCUCCGCAGAUGAGCGGGUUGCCCUUCUACGUGGCGAUGGGAUCCGUUACCCUAGGCGUUCUCUUGAUGGCUCUCAACAAUACAGCUCUAGGAACUGCCAUCCCCGCAAUUACCGCAGAGUUUAAUACCGUGGAUGAUGUUGGGUGGUAUUCUUCGGCGUCUCAAAUAGCAAACUGUGUCAUGGUACCGUUUGUUGGGAAAAUAUAUAGGGGCUUUCGGAUCAAGCUCGUAUUCAUUACCUUUAUAAUUAUCUUCGAGAUUGGGUCCUUGAUUGCAGCGCUAUCGACGUCCUCUAUGAUGCUCGUCAUCGCCAGAGCGAUAAGCGGCAUAGGGGGUUCCGGGAUUCUCAACGGUAGUUCUACGAUCGUCGCCGCCACCGUCCCGAUAGCGAAGCGGUCGUUUAUAAACGGCAUCAUACUUGGUUGUUUUGCCGUGGGCCAGGCGGCGGGCCCUCUGAUCGGCGGGGCUCUUACCCAGGGGCUAACAUGGCGCUGGUGCUUUUACAUCAACCUGCCCCUGGGUGGCCUGGUCGUUUUCCUGUUCGUAUUUGUAGUCAGGUUACCUGUAACAAGGCUCUCGGAAAAUAAUACAUCUCUCCUGGAGCGGGUCCUUGACCUCGACUUUGUCGGCUUUGCCAUCUUUGCCGCAGCGGCUAUAAUGUUCUUGAUCGGCUUGCAAUGGGGCGGCACUAAAUACCCCUGGAAUUCACCGACCGUUAUUGGACUUAUGUGCGGCGGAGUGGUAGGCUUUGUAGUCGUCGGAUUCUGGUUCGCUUACAAAGGAGAUUCGGCCUUAUUACCGCCCAGGUUACUUCGUAGCCGCAUUAGCAUCAUGAUCACCAUCACCUCGUUCCUGCAAAGCGGCGGGUCCAUCAAUUCGUUGCUUUGGCUGCCCGUCUGGUUCCAAGCCAUCAGAGGCGUGGACGCUCUACAGAGUGGUAUAAUGCUUCUUCCUAUAAUACUGUCGCAGCUCGUUGCGUCUGUAGUAUGCGGGGCUCUCGUUCAGAAGACGGGCUAUUACCUUCCGGAAGUCGUCGGAGGGAACGCGCUGGUGGCGAUCGGAGCCGGUUUGACCUCGACCUUUUCUCUAGCUACUUCCGACGGGGAAAUAAUAGGAUAUCAGAUCCUCAUGGGAGCAGGUCGUGGCUUUGUCUUACAAUUGCUUGUCCUUGCCAUGCAGGCGAACGUGCCUAGAGAAGACGCCUCGAUAGCAGCCGCGUACGCUACGUUCUCUCAGCUACUUGGAAGCGCCAUCUUUUCGGCUCUCGCGAAAACCAUCUUCACCAGCUCUAUAGGAACAGCCCUCCAAAAGUUUGCUCCCGACAUCGAUCCGAGCUUACUGAUUAACACCGGCGCGACUGAGAUAGCCAGAGUUAUCCCCCCGAGCCAGGUAGAAGGUGCUCUCCUAGCAUACAAUCAAGCCAUCGACUAUAUAUUUUAUCUCGGAUUCGCUGGCGCAAGUUGUGCUUUUAUAACCGGCUGGGGAAUGGGAUGGAAAAAUUUAAAGGAGGUGAAACAAGAGAAAGAAGUUGUGGAAAAGGAUGUCGCUUAAGUUAGGUAGCGAUACGAUGCUCCAGCGUGAAGUACCUAUUAAUGGAUAGAGGAAAGGUUUAUCAACGAAUAGUUAUACCAAUUAGAUACCACUUUUACUGAAUAUUUAAUUGACUGAUAAGAUCUUGGAACCCUUAAUUAUCCUUCUUGAUGAGAGACAUAUGUAAGCAGCACUGCUGACCAGGUGUAUACCUACAUAUGUUUAAGCAAUAUUAU